Molecule: messenger RNA, 1616 nt
Organism: Drosophila mojavensis
Lineage: Eukaryota; Metazoa; Arthropoda; Insecta; Diptera; Drosophilidae
Product: probable trehalose-phosphate phosphatase J
Exons: 3
Coding region: 381-1202 (273 amino acids)
Biological process (GO): trehalose biosynthetic process
Molecular function (GO): trehalose-phosphatase activity
Source: RefSeq, a predicted model, not a curated record
GGGAGCAUUCAACAGUCUGCAUUUAAGACGAACAGGUGGCGAGCGUUUAUCAGAGCUCAGAGAUUACUUCUCGCUGCUUAUCCAGAAUCUCGCAUCCGUGAAAGAGAGAAUGAGAGAGAGCGUGCGAAAACAAGUUUAGAUUACCAGCUGAGCGCGAGAUUUUGUUAUCAGUGAACGCGUCGCACUAUCAUCGCGUCCAGAACGACUUAAAAGGCAAACGGCACUAUCGCAGCCACUCGCAGUGCACAUUGAGACGUUGUCCGGAGAGCAUUUAGCAUUCAAUUCAAUUAAUUCGAAACUCCAAUUCGAUUUCAGUGAAACUCUUACACUUACAACUCAUUUUGUGCGUCGUGUGCUACGCUGAAAUAACAGCUGACAUAAUGCCAGAGAAACAAAUUGCACCAGUUAUCAAUCGAUUAGAAGAGUUCGAAAAGAAUUUACCAGGUUACCUGGACACACACAACAAGCUGGCCAUAUUGCUGGAUUAUGAUGGCACCUUGGCGCCCAUUGCCGACAAUCCGAACAAGACCAAAAUGCCCGUAGAGCUGGAGGCCAUAUUGCGUAGGCUGGCCAAGCAUCCGCAAAUAUUUAUGGCCGUCAUUUCGGGUCGUGCACUGAGGGAUGUGCACGCACUUGUCAACAUCGAUGGGGUUACCUUUGCAGGCAAUCAUGGACUUGAGAUUGAGUACCCGGAUGGAUCGCGUCACGACUUUGAGCUGCCCGGCGAGAUACAGCGAAACUAUACGGCCAUGGUGGAUGAGUUGAAAGAGCGUGUGGAGAAGAAUGGCGCCUGGGUGGAGGAUAAGCGCGUCUCGCUUACCUUUCACUAUCGCGAUACACCUGCGCACCUGAAGGAUGAACUAAAACAACUGGCGGCGGAGAUCUGUCAGCGACAUGGCUUCCGUCCCAAUCAGGCGCACGAGGCCAUCGAGGCGAAGCCGCCAGUUGACUGGAACAAGGGCGAAGCGGCACUUCACAUUCUCAAGACCAAAUUCGGCCCCAACUGGGCCGAUGAGGUGCGCGUGGUGUUCGCGGGCGAUGAUACCACAGAUGAGGAUGCCAUGCGGGUGCUGCAGGGCUUGGGCCGAUCCUUCCGCAUUGCUGCCGAUGCUCAGAUACAAACCUUUGCGGAUUUCCGUUUGCCCAAACAGGAUCUCAUGACGGAUCUGCUCAAAUGGAUAUCCACAGUUUACGUCUGUUAGCCAAUUCAAAGAAUUUAUUUAUAACUUUAUUUUAUCCAUAAGAAACUACAAUUUGUUGAAACAAAAUCACAUUUAAAUAUUGUUAAUUUUGCUAAGAAAAUUCUUAAACAUAUAUAAUUUAAUAUUUUUUAUUACUAAAGGUAGUAUUUAACUAUUUUAAACAAUUUGCAAGAACUUUGAAAUUGUUUGUACUCUAAAAAAAAAAUAUGAUUUUUGAAUGAUGAUAUACUCUUGUUUUAAAGUUUUAUUCAUUUUAAUUGAAAAAAAAAAAAAUGUUUAAUAACAGAAAACUACAAUAAAUAUGUUAAUAUUGACUAACUAUAAAAUUCACAAAAAUUUUGUUAAUAUUUUCAGAUAUUUACUUUAUGUAUCGUGCAUUAAAUUCUUUAUUAAAUUAUUGAAUUUCCUAUUCCA